UAUAAAAAUCAUGAAAUUCAUCAUAAGCAAUUAUUUAUUCAUAAACAGAUCGUAUAGACGUCUAUAUGGUACUAAAGUGUGUAUAAUUUCUUGCGCCUUGACCUUUUCAGUGGUCCGUUUAUUACACGCCAUUUGUAAAUUGCAGGGAUUGAGCUUUUUGAAUCGUUUCGCGCCUUUAACAUUUUAAGUUUUAACUUUUUACAAAAUAUAAAGGUUAUGUUUCUUAUUUUAUUUUUGCGUGCAGAGGAUCAAUGCUUAUACACUAAAACCAUGUAUUUUUUAAACGAAGCUUUCGUCCGGAGUGAUAAAAAUAGUUGAUAUAAUUUUAAAGGAUGCAGAAACUUUUUACGACCUUAUCGCACACAGGGAUUUCUUAAAAUUUUAAUCAACACGUCAGAGUUUGGGUUUAUUCUUGACUAGUCUUUCUGUUCUAAUUACCUUGACGAACAAUUUGGUUUAAAUUUUAUCGCGCCUUACUCAAAUACACAAUUUAUGAAGAUGCAAGUGGCCCAACUAGAAUAGAAUUUAUUUUCGGUGUAGAACAGGCCUUACAGUAAUAACCUCAGUAUCACGUUGUCACGUGAUUUUAUGGAAAAGGGCGGAUUUUCAGAAAAUUCAAUCACACGUCGAUUAGCUUUCAAGUAUUCAAGGUCACGCAAUUGCAUUAAAAAUGGACGAAACUUCUAAUAAUAACAUGGAGGAACCUGUUAUCAACAGCCAAUCUGCCCCCACAAACGCUAAACGGAAUGGAACAAUUUGACCUAAUCAGAAGCUACCUGGACAAAAGGUUUAUCAAACAGAAACAAGAAUUCGAAACAAAACUGCAACAACAGAGUAUACCGAAAAACAUAAAGGUUUCAGCUAAACCAGAAUCGUCGAGACAAUUUAAGUUUAAAGGUAAUCAAAUCCAAUUCGAAUUUAACCAAAAAUUAGUGGAAGAUUUGAAAGAUGUUAUCGACCUUAUCAAAGAAGGUUCUGUAUCAAGAUCAACAAAACGUUUAGCAGGAAUAAAACUCGAAAUCACGAAGCGAAACAAGCUGAUAGAAAUGGCGGAUAGAUCACCAGCAGGAUGGGCCACUGUAGAAGAGUACUUGUCUGAUGAAUUAGCAAGCGAUUCAGAUGACGAAAAACGGAUAAAAUCGGCUGAGUCAAAAGCACUGGCAAAAAAGAAAGCAAAGGUAAAGCCAAAGUCCUUCUACCCUCCACUUUUCAGCCCUAUGCACACCCAACUAAUGUCCUCGUCGCCACCUAUGCCAAACCAUUUCUAAUCACAAAGAUACGAAUUUCCAAGAGAACCAUCUCAACCGUCUGGGAGCAUCGGCAACCAUAACUCAUCAUAUUAUUCCCAAUCAACGU
Hydractinia symbiolongicarpus is the source of this 1356-nucleotide messenger RNA. RefSeq lists its product as uncharacterized. The record is from RefSeq and is a predicted model, not a curated record. NCBI's taxonomy places the organism in Eukaryota, Metazoa, Cnidaria, Hydrozoa, Anthoathecata, Hydractiniidae. The transcript has a single exon. The coding region runs from base 747 to 1268 and encodes 173 amino acids.